UCCGCUAGCCGCUCUGUAGCUAACACUAACUCGUUUAAUAUAAGAUGCUUGUCUAAAACUGGAUCCAGUGUGCGUUUCAAUAAAGACGGAACGCUGUCUUUCUCUUUGUUUCUAUCGGACACUUGUGAUGCGUCAGCAACCGCAGAGUAAGGCAGGCGAGCAACAGUGGUUGAAUUUGUAGUUUAGCUGUGUUAGCUUAGCCUCUGGGUUACCAAGGUAACGUUAGCCAACAGUUAGCUGGCUCUUGCGGAGUUGUCGGUGUUUUCUUGUCUAAAAGUAAUUUAUCUUUGAAACACGGCUUUUGUUUGCGGUUGUCUUAUAUGCCGACUUAAAGCAAACAAUGGCCUGAAUUUAACAGCGUGAACUGACCGUAUGUUUUGUUGAACCGAUAAGGAAGAGACAAUAAAUUACCAGAUUUGUGAAGGGAGUUCGUGUUUCGUUCACUCUGCCGUUUUGUCCGCGUGUGGUCGUUGACUGGAAACUACAACAAAAACGCAUUCUGGUGUUUUUAUGUCUCACAAACACUUUACUCCUCAUGUCCCAGACUUUUGCUGCUGACAGUUCUCAUCACGUCAGGAUCUGUUUGUCCAUGUGAACACGAACUGCUGUGAGAGUUUCUUAAAUUCAGUUUAAGUAAAAACGUUUGAUUAAAAAUACUCAGCAAGACUUGAGAUGUGUGGAGACUCAGUUCCCUCAGACCUCUGUCAAGUGUAGCGCACUGACUCAGACAUGGAGCAGUACAGUAUUCUGGGCCGGAUCGGAGAAGGAGCCCACGGCAUCGUCUUCAAGGCCAAACACAUCGAGACAGGAGAGACAGUGGCUCUGAAGAAAGUGGCUCUGAGGAGGCUGGAGGACGGCAUCCCCAACCAGGCUCUGAGGGAGAUCAAGGCCCUGCAGGAGAUCGAGGACAACCAGCAUGUGGUGAAGCUGAAGGACGUCUUCCCUCACGGUACGGGCUUCGUCUUGGUGUUUGACUUCAUGCUCUCUGACCUGUCUGAGGUCAUCAGGAACUCCCAGCGACCUCUGACCCCAGCUCAGGUCAAAGGUUACAUGAUGAUGCUGCUGAAGGGGGUCGCCUUCCUGCAUCACAAUAACAUCAUGCACAGGGACCUGAAGCCAGCAAACCUCCUCAUCAGCUCCUCAGGUCAUCUGAAGAUCGCAGACUUUGGUCUGGCCAGGCUGUUCAGUGAGCAGGGGGAGAGGCUGUACAGUCACCAGGUGGCCACCAGGUGGUACAGAGCCCCUGAGCUCCUGUACGGAGCCAGAAAGUACGACGAGGGAGUCGACCUUUGGGCGGUGGGCUGCAUCUUUGGGGAGCUGCUGAACUCCUCUCCUCUGUUUCCUGGAGAGAACGACAUCGAACAGCUCUGCUGCGUCCUCAGAGUGCUGGGAACGCCGACACAGGACAGCUGGCCGGAGAUAGUGGAGUUACCAGAUUACAAUAAAAUCACCUUUAAGGAGAAUCCAGCAAUCCCAUUGGAGGAGAUCGUCCCUGACACGUCCCCUCAGGCCAUCGACCUGCUCUACAAGUUCCUGGUGUAUCCAUCCAAACAGCGCUGCUCAGCCAGACAGGCUCUCCUCCAUCCAUACUUCUUCUCCUCUCCUCUUCCUGCUCACCAUUCAGAGCUGCCCAUCCCUCAGAGGGGCGGCAGACCCCCCCGCCAGCGCCUGCAGGCUCCGCCCACCGAGUUCUCAGUGGACCUGCCCCUGCAGAACAGCGUGGUAGACCCCACGCUGCUUCAGGGACACGCCUCCUGCCUCUGAACAACCAAACAACAGAUGAACUGACCAAUCAUCUUUCUCUCUGCUGUUUAUUUCUUUGUCAGUUUCACUGAUUCUUCAUCUCACCUGCUGAGACACUGUUACCUGCAUUCACAACUUUGAAUAAAGCUUCGUGCGACAGGA
Molecule: messenger RNA, 1905 nt
Organism: Toxotes jaculatrix (banded archerfish)
Lineage: Eukaryota; Metazoa; Chordata; Actinopteri; Toxotidae
Gene: cdk20
Product: cyclin-dependent kinase 20
Exons: 8
Coding region: 730-1764 (344 amino acids)
Biological process (GO): protein phosphorylation
Cellular component (GO): nucleus
Molecular function (GO): ATP binding; cyclin-dependent protein serine/threonine kinase activity
Source: RefSeq, a predicted model, not a curated record